Messenger RNA from Chrysochloris asiatica (Cape golden mole), 1017 nucleotides. It is a transcript of the gene HHLA2, whose product is annotated as HERV-H LTR-associating 2. The transcript is spliced from 5 exons. Lineage: Eukaryota; Metazoa; Chordata; Mammalia; Afrosoricida; Chrysochloridae. Bases 1 to 1017 code for a protein of 338 amino acids. The record is from RefSeq and is a predicted model, not a curated record.
AUGGAAAGAGCCUUGGAGGAAGAGAAAGAGAAGACUUUAUGUAGCAUUUCUCCCAUCUUGGAUUCCAACAGCAAUUUUUCUGAUACUAUGAAUGAACAAACAGUCAUUGGAAAACUUAAUGAAGAUACAGUUCUCCCUUGCUCGUUUGAGAACGGGCCUGACAUUGCAAUUCACUGGAAGAUUAAAGAUCACAAUGUUCACAGCUUCUAUAAAGACAGUGACCAGCUUGCCAGGCAAAGUCCUAUAUAUUCAAGUAGGACAUCACUCUUUCAUAGUGAAAUCCACAAUGGGAAUGCUUCUCUGUGUCUCAGAAGACUAAGUCUUCAGGAUGCAGGAAUUUACACAUGUUAUGUGGGAACAAAAUUAACAAGAACCGAAAAAAAAGUAGUGUUAAUCGUAGGAGCUCUCCUCAUGCCUACAAUGAAUUAUGAAAUGAUAAAUUCAAGCAUCUUCCUAACAUGUGGUGUGUCAAUGAUUUAUCCUCAUUCAAGUAUCACAUGGCAAGUGGGGAAUGAAUCUGUCUCUGAAAGCUCUGUGGAAGAACUUGAGUCUCCAUUUCAUAUCAAAAGUACACGGAAUAUAACAUUUUCAAAUAAGCCUUAUAAAUGUGUCAUUGAAAAUUCAUUGCUGAAGGAAAUUUGGAGAGGGCAAUGGACAAUGACAGAUGACCUUCAUAAAAUUCAAAAUGAAGACAUUUCACUCUCAUGUUCACUUGCCAAUAAUUUUCUUCUACUAACUGAAGACUUCAUAGUCACUUGGUCCAGAAUAAAAAACGGGACUUCCUCAGUGCUGGCUUACUUUCUGAAUUCUUCACAAAACUUGACUAUUAAUGAACCCAGAUUCUCAUGGAACAAAGAUCUGAUACACCAGAAUGACUUAUCUUCAACUUUGAGAAAUCUUGAUAUUUCAGACAGUGGGGAGUAUUUGUGCAAUAUUUCUUCAAGCAAAUAUACUUUACUCACAGUGAACAAACUGCAUGUAGAAACUGGGUCUCCUGUCCCAACUGAAGAAGAUUGA